Molecule: messenger RNA, 871 nt
Organism: Raphanus sativus (radish)
Lineage: Eukaryota; Viridiplantae; Streptophyta; Magnoliopsida; Brassicales; Brassicaceae
Product: probable eukaryotic translation initiation factor 5-2
Exons: 2
Coding region: 241-711 (156 amino acids)
Biological process (GO): translational initiation; formation of cytoplasmic translation initiation complex; formation of translation preinitiation complex
Cellular component (GO): cytosol
Molecular function (GO): eukaryotic initiation factor eIF2 binding; GDP-dissociation inhibitor activity; translation initiation factor activity
Source: RefSeq, a predicted model, not a curated record
GCCGGAUCGUCCCUUGAAAUUGGCGGUUUUGCUUUGCCGUGAAACCGACGGAGAGGGUGAAACGAUCUGUGAAGUCUCGGUAUAGUGGUGAUUCAUCUUCGCCCGCAUACUCUCCACAAAAUGUUUUUCUCUAGAUAUACAUUCAUCACCCUUUUGCUAUUUAUCUGGUUGCUUGGAAAACACUAUAUCCUACAUCCAGAAUUAAGAACGCAUCUUCAAACUCUCUGACCACUUCCAAAGAUGGAGAACAUUGGUGCUUCCAACACUAACGAUGCCUUUUACAGGUACACGAUGCCUAUGAUGGUUACCAAGACUGAAGGCAAAGGGAACGGCAUCAAGACCAACAUUGUCAACAAUGUCGACAUUGCAAAGGCCUUGGAGAGACCUGCUUCUUACACUACCAAGUACUUUGGUUAUCAGCUUUGUGCUCAGUCCAAGUUUGAUGAGAAGACCGGGACUUCGCUUGUGAAUGGAUCUCAUAGCACGUCUACUCUUGCUUCUCUUCUGGAGGCUUUUAUUAAGAGGUAUGUUCAGUGUUAUGGGUGUGGGAACCCUGAGACUGAGAUUAUUAUUACAAAGAGUCAGAUGGUUAAUUUGAAGUGUGCUGCUUGUGGGCAUAUCUCUGUGUGUGACGUGAGGGAUAAACUGACUACGUUCAUUCUGAAAACCCACCGGGGGAGAAGGAUAAGAAGACAUUUGGCUUCUCGUUAACCAAUCUUGUAUAGAUCAUUUAUAACCAAAGUAAAGUUGAUCAUGUAUGCCAAUCGAAACUAAAACUUAUAAGACAUUUGGUGUGAUCAUUUUCAUGUUUUUUGGUUAGUUGAUGUAAACUAUGAGAUGAUAUAAUGAUAAGGAUUUUAAUGUAGAGUAC